Ostrea edulis (European flat oyster) is the source of this 1361-nucleotide messenger RNA. RefSeq lists its product as uncharacterized. The record is from RefSeq and is a predicted model, not a curated record. The coding region runs from base 630 to 1361 and encodes 243 amino acids. The transcript has 3 exons. NCBI's taxonomy places the organism in Eukaryota, Metazoa, Mollusca, Bivalvia, Ostreida, Ostreidae.
AGUUUUAGUUUAAAGAAAAUUAUUCCAUAAGUACUAGAUUACUGUACAACAAUCAAAAACUAGAGUAUCUGCAAGUAAGUUCCUGCUGGUCUGAAAGGCUUAUGGUACAACAUAUACUGUUAGCUAGUAGUUUUAACUACUGUGUACCUUAAAUUGCAGGUAGACGGUACAGUUUUUGAUGUGCAAUAUGUGUAGUACUUGCGUAAUAAUUAUCCUGUGAACAUGGUGAAGACCCUGUUUUAAUUUUGGUGAUGAGUUAUAUUGUGGCGGUGUUUUUUUAAGACAUGGUAAAUGUCACCAUCAAAUUUAAGGAAUUUAUUUAGCAUUCUCUCUUUCUCUUUAAAUGACUAAUUUUUUGUGCUUUGCAUUUUUUGUAAAAAGUUUUAUUAUUAUAUUUUAUUUUUGAAAACAGUUAAAGCUAUUUGAAUAAAAUACAAAUUAUUUCCUUUUAUUGUUCUUCCAUUCAAAAAUUAUUUCUUCUAAAACCCAACAAUAUAUGUACCACAUAAGAAGGCAAAAUGAAAAACAGUCAUGACAAACCAACAAAAACACACACAUAUAUAUGUGUGUUGUACAUGAUGCUUUAUUAGUUAACUGUAAUUCCUCUUUUCUAUACAUUUAGAUUUGAGAUGGAAAGAAAGUUUUUGACAGUAAAGUUUGGAAGUCAGAACAAGAAAAUUGCAGUUCAGGAAAUUAAUUUCAGUAAUGUGGUAGAACUGGUCAAAGACAGAUUUGCAGUUAAAUCACCUGAUAUAAAAUAUUUUGAUGAGGAUGUUGGUGACUGGGUUGAUUUAGAGAAAGAUUCUGAGGAGUACAUCACUGACCUCAGAAUCUUAAAGUUGACAGUCGUCGAGACUGACAAAGGAACAGCAGCAGAAGAACCAGCAGCACCAAAUAUUGAGCCCUCUGACUUGCCCACCUUAAACAGCCCUUCUACUUCAACUCUGAGUCGUCCAUCAACCCCAUCAAGCAGGGCAUCCACUCCCACAAGCAGACCACGCACCCCAAAUACCAACUUCUCUGAGAGCUCAACAUCAAAAAGUCAAGACAAAUCAUGGUGUCGCCAGUACAAGAUACCAAAAUCAAGCAUGUCCAGGACAGUUUUGAUGAAAUUAGAUAACAAAGAAGAAUUAACAACAGCCGAAAGAAGAAAUCUUCUUGAUGGCAUCUACAAUGAUGUCACAAGAUUUGCUGGGGGAAUGUAUCCAACAUCUGAGAUGUAUGAAGAUAUUGUGGAUGGACUAAUGAGAGAAUACCCAUAUCUCUUAACAUACAGGGAUUUGCCACCAGCCUCUGCAAGAGUAUGUAAUAAAACAAGUGAAAGGAGUCAACGCAUAAAUAAUAUGAAUCAAGCAAUUUAA